AUGGAACUCUACUUGGUACUGAAGCAGGUCCAGAAACUGUCAGUAAGCACCUGUCUGCAGACACUGACCAUUUGCAUCCGCUCAGUGUUAGAUUUUACCAGCUUGGCACCAAUCCUUCCAGACCUCUUUCUGCACAAAUUAAAGAGUUUCAACACUCGUGCUCACUUCGGCAGCACAUAUACUAAAAUUGGAACGAUACAGAGAAGAUUAGCAUGGCCCCUGCGCAAGGAUGACACGCAAAUUCGUGAAGCGUUCCAAAUUUUUGAGGACACGCAGUUUAACUACCAUCGCAAGAAGAACAUCGCAGCUGAGCGCAAGGAGGGCAAACAGGAGAAAGAGGAGGCUGACUGCUACCAGCGCCUGAAGGAUGAGGUGGUGCGAGCUCAGGUGCAGCUGCAGCUCUUCAAACUUUACCAUAACGAAGGGGAAAUCGAGACGCUCAACAAGGAACUGGCCUCCAAGAACAAAGAGAUUGAGAAGGACAAGAAGCGUAUGGACAAAGUAGAGGAUGAACUGAAGGAGAAGAAGAAGGAGCUGGGCAAAAUGAUGCGGGAGCAGCAGCAGAUCGAGAAGGAGAUCAAGGAGAAGGACUCGGAGCUGAACCAGAAGCGCCCUCAGUACAUCAAAGCCAAGGAGAACACGUCCCACAAAAUCAAGAAGCUCGAGACAGCCAAGAAGUCUCUGCAGAAUGAUCAGAAGCACUACAAGAAGCGUAAAGGGGACAUGGACGAGCUGGAGAAGGAGAUGCUGUCCGUGGAGAAGGCCUGGCAGGAGUUUGAAGAGCGCAUGGAAGAGGAGAGUCAGAGUCAGGGCAGAGACUUGACGCUAGAGGAGAAUCAGGUGAAGAAAUACUACCGGUUGAAAGAGGAAGCCAGUAAGAGAGCAGCUACCUUGGCCCAGGAGAAGUUUAAUCGAGACCAGAAAGCUGAUCAAGACCGUCUAGAUCUGGAAGAGCGGAAGAAAGUGGAGACGGAGGCCAAGAUUAAGCAGAAGCUGUGGGAGAUUGAAGAGAAUCAGAAGCGGAUUGAGAAACUAGAGGAAUAUAUCACCACCAGCAAACAGUCCCUAGAGGAGCAGAAGCAGCUAGAGGGGGAGCUGACAGAGGAGGUAGAGAUGGCCAAGCGGCGUAUCGAUGAGAUCAAUAAGGAGCUGAACCAGGUGAUGGAGCAGCUAGGGGAUGCCCGCAUUGACCGCCAGGAGAGCAGCCGCCAGCAACGGAAGGCAGAGAUAAUGGAAAGCAUCAAGCGCCUUUACCCUGGCUCCGUGUACGGCCGCCUCAUUGACCUCUGCCAGCCCACACAGAAGAAGUGUUAGAUUGCUGUGACCAAGAUGUUGGGCAAGAACAUGGAUGCCAUUAUUGUUGACUCAGAGAAGACGGGCCGGGACCGUAUUCAGUAUAUCAAGGAGCAGCGUGGGGAGGAGCCUGAGACCUUCUUGCCUCUUGACUACCUGGAGGUGAAACCAACAGAUGAGAAGCUCCGGGAGCUGAAGGGGGCCAAGCUCGUGAUUGAUGUGAUUCGCUAUGAACCACCCCAUAUCAAAAAGGCCCUGCAGUAUGCGUGCCGUAAUGCCCUUGUCUGUGACAACGUGGAAGAUGUCUGCCGCAUUGCCUUUGGAGGCCACCAGCGCCACAAGACAGUGGCACUGGAUGGGACCCUGUUCCAGAAGUCAGGAGUGAUCUCUGGUGGGGCCAGUGACCUGAAGGCCAAGGCGCGGCGCUGGGAUGAGAAAGCAGUGGAUAAGCUGAAAGAGAAGAAGGAGCGGCUGACAGAGGAGCUAAAAGAGCAAAUGAAGGCAAAGCGGAAAGAGGCAGAGCUGCGCCAGGUGCAGUCUCAGGCCCAUGGCCUGCAGAUGCGGCUCAAGUACUCACAGAGUGACCUAGAGCAGACCAAGACACGACAUCUGGCCCUCAAUCUGCAGGAAAAGUCCAAGCUGGAGAGUGAAUUAGCUAACUUUGGGCCUCGCAUUAAUGACAUCAAGAGGAUCAUCCAGAGCCGAGAGAGAGAGAUGAAAGAUUUGAAGGAGAAGAUGAACCAGGUAGAGGAUGAGGUGUUCGAAGAGUUUUGUCGGGAGAUUGGUGUGCGCAACAUCUGGGAAUUUGAGGAAGAGAAGGUGAAGCGGCAGAAUGAGAUCGCCAAGAAGCGUUUGGAGUUUGAGAACCAGAAGACUCACUUGGGUAUCCAGUUGGAUUUUGAAAAGAACCAACUGAAGGAGGACCAGGAUAAAGUCCACAUGUGGGAGCAGACAGUGAAAAAGGAUGAAAAUGAGAUAGAAAAGCUGAAGAAGGAGGAGCAAAGACACAUGAAGAUCAUAGAUGAGACCAUGGCCCAGCUACAAGACCUGAAGAACCAGCACCUGGCCAAGAAGUCGGAAGUGAAUGACAAAAAUCACAAGAUGGAGGAGAUUCGUAAGAAACUUGGGGGCGCCAACAAGGAAAUGACCCAUUUACAAAAGGAGGUGACAGCCAUCGAGACCAAGCUGGAACAGAAGCGCAGCGACCGCCACAACUUGCUCCAGGCCUGCAAGAUGCAGGAUAUCAAGCUGCCGCUGUCGAAGGGCACCAUGGAUGAUAUUAGUCAGGAAGAGGGUAGCUCCCAGGGGGAGGAUUCAGUGAGUGCUUCACAAAGAACGUCCAGCAUCUACGCACGAGAGGCCCUCAUUGAGAUCGACUACGGUGACCUGUGUGAGGAUUUGAAGGAUGCCCAGGCUGAGGAGGACAUCAAACAGGAGAUGAGCACACUGCAGCAGAAGCUGAAUGAGCAGCAGAGUGUGCUUCAGCGUAUUGCUGCCCCCAACAUGAAAGCCAUGGAAAAGCUGGAGAGUGUCCGUGACAAGUUCCAGGAGACCUCUGAUGAGUUUGAGGCAGUCCGAAAGCGAGCAAAGAAGGCCAAGCAGGCAUUCGAACAGAUCAAGAAGGAGCGCUUUGACCGCUUCAAUGCUUGUUUUGAAUCUGUGGCUACCAACAUUGAUGAGAUCUAUAAGGCUCUGUCCCACAACAGCAGUGCCCAGGCAUUCCUGGGUCCUGAGAACCCAGAGGAGCCCUACUUGGAUGGCAUCAACUAUAACUGCGUGGCUCCUGGCAAACGCUUCCGGCCUAUGGACAACUUGUCAGGAGGGGAGAAGACAGUGGCAGCUUUGGCCCUGCUUUUUGCCAUCCACAGCUACAAGCCAGCCCCCUUCUUCAUCCUGGAUGAGAUCGAUGCUGCCUUGGAUAACACCAACAUUGGCAAGGUAGCAAAUUACAUCAAGGAGCAGUCGACUUGGAACUUCCAGGCCAUCGUCAUCUCUCUCAAGGAAGAGUUCUACACCAAGGCUGAGAGCCUCAUUGGAGUCUAUCCCGAGCAAGGGGACUGUGUGAUCAGCAAAGUCCUGACCUUCGACCUCACCAAGUACCCAGAUGCCAACCCCAACCCCAAUGAGCAGUAACAGUAGUUUCUGCCCUCUGCCCUGUCUGGAUCCCUAAACUGCCCCUCUGCCAGUCUUUGGAUAUUUGUGGCUCCCAACCUUCCCUUACCUCCUAGCCCUGUUUGGUGUAGUCAUGGGAUUUAGCACUGCUGUCAAGCCUGAAGAGGAACAGAGAUGAUGUUAGGUCUGGAGCAAAAAGUCAUGAGCCACAGGGAGCAUCCUGGUCUCUGGAAGGAGGCGCUGAGCUGAGCUGGGCUGAACAGGACCAUCUGUCCGUCUUCCCCUGCCCGGAUCCUUCCCCACCAUCCAUACUCAUGGGUCCCUUGGGUAUUUUGCCCACUUUAUGUGUGGGUGUGUGUGGGUGUGUGUGGAUGUUCACCUGUGUGCAUGUGUGUGCAGAAAAAUAAAAGAUACUGGAGACUUUUAGAAGGAGCCUAGGAUGAAUUUGACUCCAGGAGCGCUUAGGAUGACAGCACUCCAGAGCUGGACAAAGGUGCUCCAGGCCUCCUAGGAGUCCUCAGCAGUCACCUGAAGCUGUCCUCACUCACUCACUCGUGUGUUCAUUCACUUGUUUAUUCGUCAAACACAUAUGGAGUGCCCUCUGUGCAACUGUGUGCUUGGAAUUGAGAGUUGAACCAUGCAUGCUCUCUGUCCGGGUAAGGAGAUACAAUGGGUUCGUGAAUUACUGGGGUUAGCUGAACGUUGCUAUGUGCUUUGAAUAUGAGAAGAGGACAGUUACGUCCAGGUAAUUGGUAAUUGUCACAUUUAAGCUGGACCUUGACAGACUGGUAGGGUUUUAGUUAGGCACUGAGAUCAGUUACGGUUUCUGGUCCCACUUUUCAUCAGUUUGACGCUGGGCAAGUCGUUUGGCCUUUCUGUGCCUCACUUGUCUCAUCUGUAAAAUGAGGCUAAGAAUAUUACCUACCUCAUAGGAUUUAACGAUGUCAAGCUCCUCACUGGAGGCCUUAUCCUUGUGUGGAGCCCACUAGGUGCCGACCUCUCAGAAUACAAGCCUUCUCAUGCCUGGACUUCCGAGGGUUUCUCAUCCUGGCCGUUAGGGACAAUCUGAGAUGCUGUAAAUGCCCUGGUAACUGGGAGAGUUCCAGGGCACUGAUGAGGUUUACCUGGUAAGUGGAGGGCCGGGGUAAACCUAUAGCUUCAGCCAUGGAUGAUAACCGGGUGCCUGGGCUCCAGCCUGGGUUGUGAGGAAGCAGGGAAGAGGUAGCCUGGGCCACAUCCCAGCCUAACGCACGUGAGACUCCUCUUGGGGACUCCCCUCCUGAGCUAGAAGGACCAUGCAGUGGCAGUAACGCCUGGCACGAGGGCUUCAGCCUUUAUCACUUGUACACAUCAGACUUUGGUCUCGUCUGUAUAUUUGUUGUUUAAGUUGAAUCGGUUCCAGUUACCUAAGUAAUGCAGGAAUCCAUUCUCCUUUUAAGCAAUUAGGUUGUACAGACAAGGGACAAGACAAGUUUCAUUCAGCUACCGACUACUCCCCCCUCCCGCUCCUCCCCACCCUGUCCCUUUCCUGCUGUUAUACUUCAUUUAGACUUUGUUUUAACAUUCUUACAUAGAUAAGUUCGUUGGAAAUACUGUGUUUAAUGCAUAUGGCAUAUUGAAUUGUUCUGCAGUUUGCUUGCUUUGCCUAACAAUGUGUUUGAGAUCUAUGCAUGUUGCUAAGUGUAGAUCAUUCUCUUCUCUGUAAUUGCUGUAUGGAUCACCAUAUGACCCUACUGCAUUUUACUAUCCAUUUCUCUAGGGUUGACAUUAAGACUGUUUUUAGUUUUUCCUAUUACAAAAUAAUACACAGGAAUAUCCAUAUACCUGUGUGAAAGUGUGUGUGAGUAUGUGUGUGUGAGAGAGAGAGAAAGAGAGAAGGGGUGAGGGGAAUUAUUCCUCGUAAUGGAAUUGUGAAGUCAGGAAUGUAUAUGUUUGUUUUUCAGAGAUAACUUCCAAAUUGCCCUCCUGUAAUAUUUACUCAGUAUUUUUUUCUUGAGGUGUUCUGAGGUCUCCCGUUGUCAUCUACAUCCGCUUCACCCUAAGUAGUAAUAGCUGUGAAGUCACAGGUUUGAUGUGCUAUGUAUGUAUUUUUCUAAUACAUAUUAAAAGGCAUAACUAUCAGAAAAAAAAAAAGAGUUUCAACACUGACUUCUAGUCAUCAAUGACAGGUCCAUCCAUACCCCAGCACAGGGGCACAAUCAAAGCCUUAUCACAGGUUUAUUGAAUAGCACUGCUUUUGGAUAAAUAUAUUAAACAGAAGAGAGAAAUAAAAACAUGAAAGUUGUCAGCACCAAAACAUCAGACUGUAGUAAAAUGCAGUCAGGAAGCAUAAAGGUGGGAUCUCAUCAUAUAUGCCUGUGAUAAAAACUAUUAUAAAGACUUUCCAAAAAUGACAACCUUGCAUAAAGGCUAUUGCGGCCUUACACACACUAAAAAAAUGCUUUUACAAGGACUCACUCCUACCUAGUCAAGGAUCAUAGUUUCACAGUAACUUUUACUCCUUUCACCUUUGUAAAUUUUACCUACUGUUAACUUCCCCAGAUAGGCCUGUGAUCCAAUAUAACCCACAUACUCCAGACUUGCAGAUUCCCAAAUAAAUGCAGUAUCUUAGGAAAAUCCCUUUUUAUUUUAGGUCAGCAGAAUCUAAAAAUCUAAAUUUUAGCAAGCUAAAGGAAAAACUAGUUAGUCUUCAUUCCUUUGGCUGUCCAAAUUAUAGACUCCGCUUUUUUAGAUGAGAAGGAAGGUAAUGCCUUAGGGGCUUUAACCUUAACCUAUACCAUCCUCCAGGAUAUUAUAGUAAAACAUUGGAUUCUACCACCUUUUCACUCCCUGUUUGCCCCAGAGUAGUCCUUGCUGCAUCCCUAUUAGUCAAGGUGACUAAGGAGGUAGUCAUGGUACCCUCCCAGUUGUGUUUCUGUCUCUUGCUUUAGAAGCUCUCAUUGUUUUUAAUUUUGAAAAAAAUAUUAUUUUUUAGCUAUAUAAGAGAGAGAGAGAUGAGAAUGAGAAUGAGAAAUCCUCCAUAUACUAGUUUAUUCCUCAAAGGCAAGCAAUAACUGGAGCUGGGCCAGGCUGAAACCAGGAGCAGAAGCCUGGGACUCAGUCUGGGUCCCCAGUCAAUUGGGUUAUUAUCUAUUGGCAGAAAACUGAAAUUAGCAGAGCUGGGACUUAAAACCCUGACGCCCUGAUAGGGAUGCAGGACUUCCAAAUGGCAUAUUUACCACUGCACCAAGUGUCUUCACUCUUUAGAAACUCUCUUAAAGUCACACAACAUUCAGCUCCUUUUUGCCAAUCAGCCCACUUCCUGUGAGCUGCUCCUAUAAGGCACUCCUCAUAUCAUUCUUUGAUGCUGUAAUAAACCCUAACCUUGCAGUUCUCCCCACCCCCCCUUUUUUCAGAUGAGACUCCACUUGAAUGCUUCACUGUGACAUCUCACCCUUUUCCCCCUGCAGAGGAUCUUCAGGAGACUUCCCUGAACAGUGCUGAGUUCUACUGGUUCAAAGAUGGCUCAUGUUUUGAAAAUAACACUGGUCAAUUUUGUGCAGAAAUUUAUUGGUUUUGGAAGAUGUUUGAUCUUCUGUCCAGUGAGCAUCCAACCAGCUGCCUUUCAAAGGGAUGAUCUUCCUCUGCACAGUAGAAUCUGGGAGCAAGCCAGGUCAUUUCUCAUGAUUCCCUCCAUUUAUCUUCUC
Oryctolagus cuniculus (rabbit) is the source of this 7091-nucleotide messenger RNA. The record is from RefSeq and is a predicted model, not a curated record. Lineage: Eukaryota; Metazoa; Chordata; Mammalia; Lagomorpha; Leporidae.